AUGAGCAUGUUAAUUAUCUUUGAAUAUGAGUGUCGCCAAGAGAAGCCUGCAAAUCUUAUGAGCGGCACCCAUAUGAUAAAACAGAACCUACAGAGAUUGGCUCCGGAGUUUAAACAUGAGUGGAAGGAUG
Molecule: messenger RNA, 130 nt
Organism: Dentiscutata erythropus
Lineage: Eukaryota; Fungi; Glomeromycota; Glomeromycetes; Diversisporales; Gigasporaceae
Source: the annotation of a GenBank genome assembly